Molecule: messenger RNA, 540 nt
Organism: Elephantulus edwardii (Cape elephant shrew)
Lineage: Eukaryota; Metazoa; Chordata; Mammalia; Macroscelidea; Macroscelididae
Gene: NDUFB9
Product: NADH dehydrogenase (ubiquinone) 1 beta subcomplex, 9, 22kDa
Exons: 4
Coding region: 1-540 (179 amino acids)
Biological process (GO): mitochondrial electron transport, NADH to ubiquinone
Source: RefSeq, a predicted model, not a curated record
AUGGCCUUCUCGGCGCCGACCGCCUACCUGACCCACCAGCAGAAGGUGUUGCGGCUUUACAAGCGGGCGCUGCGCCAUCUCGAGUCCUGGACCGUCCACAGGGAUAAGUACCGCUACUUCGCCUGCUUGAUGAGAGCCCGGUUUGAGGAACACACGAAUGAAAAGGACAUGGUGAAGGCUACGUGGCUCCUGCGGGAGGCAGAGGAGGAAUUCUGGUACCGUCAGCACCCGCAGCCGUACAUCUUCCCGGACUCUCCGGGGGGCACCUCCUAUGAGAGAUACGAGUGUUACAAGGUCCCUGAAUGGUGCUUAGAUAACUGGCAUCCUUCGGAGAAGGCAAUGUACCCGGAUUACUUUGCUAAGAGAGAGGCGUGGAAGAAACUGCGGCAGGAGAGCUGGGAGCGGGAGAUUAAGCAGCUACAGGAGGAGACUCCGCCUGGUGGUCCUCUAACAGAAGCGCUGCCCCCUGCUCGAAGGGCAGGUGACUUGCCCCCACUGUGGUGGACUUUUGUCACCAGACCCCGGGAGCGACCCACGUAG